UUCUUCGCCCCCGCAGAGUGGAAUCGGAAGUUUGGAAGGCUUCGGCCAUUUUUGGGUUGACAAUUUUAGUGAAUUAUCGAAAGGAACACAAUCGCAGUUAAUUUCUACAAGUUGCAAGAUCUUUGAACAAGGAAGUCAAGUAAAGAUAAAAUCUUAUAAUCGGUUCAGUGUUUCCAUAUUAUAAUCUGUCAUCAUGUCGAAUAUGCCACCAUUGCGUCGCACUUUAAAAAAUGUGGUUAAAAACUAUUCAGAGGCACAAGUCAAAGUUCGGGAAGCCACAUCUAAUGAUCCGUGGGGACCUUCUAGUACUUUAAUGGGAGAAAUUGCUGACUUGACCUAUAAUGUGGUGGCUUUCACAGAAAUAAUGCAAAUGAUCUGGAAGAGACUAAAUGACCAUGGUAAAAACUGGCGUCAUGUGUACAAGUCCUUGGUAGUCUUAGACUACAUUAUAAAAACUGGAAGUGAAAAAGUGGCACAACAGUGUAAAGAAAACAUCUAUGCCAUUCAGACUCUGAGGGAUUUUCAACAUCGAGAGGACAACAAAGAUCAGGGAAUGAAUGUGAGAGAGAAAGCAAAACAAUUGGUUGCAUUGUUAAAGGAUGAUGAACGAUUGCGCAAUGAAAGAGCGAAAGCAUUGAAAGCCAAAGAAAGAUUUGCACAGAAUGCGAUGGGAAUAGGAAGCAAUGACAAGGUUCGUUAUGGAGCUGGCAGCCCCAGUUUGCAGACUAGCUCUGGAGGGUACUCCGAUCCAUAUGGUGGUGCUGGAACUACAACUAAUGGUGGUGAUUCACCAACAAGAGUGCGUAGACAUUCAAAAGAUGUAGAGUAUGCUCGACCAUCAUCAGUUGGUGAGGAGGAAAUUCAGCUGCAGUUGGCUUUGGCCAUGAGCAAAGAAGAACACGAAGAAUCAGUGAAGAAACAGAAAUCAGAUGACAUCAAGCUUCAGCUGGCUAUUGAAGAAAGCAGGAAACAGGCUGAAGAUGAGGAGAGAAGAAAAGUUGCAAAAGCUCCAUCAGGGGGAUUAUUAGACUUGGAUUCACCUAGAUCCAAGCCAUCAGACCCAUGGGGAGCCCCAGUAACACAGCCAACUGCAGCUCCUACAGAUCCAUGGGGUGCUCCUCUCCCAGCACCACCUGGACAGAAGCACCAUCCCCCAGCUCCUGCUCCUGCUCCCGCAGUGUCUCCCGCUUCUGCAGAUCCAUGGGGAUCACCAGCUAAACCAGUCACCUCCACUCAGAGUGAUCCAUGGGGAAUGCCAAUGCCUUCCAAUCCAAGUCCCCCUCAGACAAACCCAGCUCCAGCAGCUAUGGAUCCUUGGGGUGCCCCAGUUCCCUCAUCAGGGACCUCAGGCAGUUCCCCCUGGGGAGGGUCACCUGUCCCUGCUCAGCAGUCCCCCUUUGGUGGAUUUGAUUCAGGGGCUAGUUCUAUGACAAAUGGUGGCAGUAAAGAUCCUGUAGAGGAUGACUUUGAUCUGUUAAGUUCCCGCAGCCAUGCAGAAUCUCCAGCCAAAGCUCCAGUCACAGACAGUUUUGAUUUGCUUGGAAACACCAGUUCUGCAGAUCCCUGGAGCAUGGAUAGUAUGGAACAAAGUCUACCAGCUAAACAACAGCAACAACAAAAACACAGAAAAACACCACAGGAUUUCUUAGGAGAAAAUGCUAACUUAGUGAACUUAGAUCAACUUGUUACAAAAGAUGAAUCAGCAGAUAAAAAUCCAUUUGCCAGUGGAGGAUCAAAUCCUUUUGAACUUCAACAACAACAGAAUCCUCAAAGAAUGACAUUAAAUCAGCUGCAAUCUUCAGCCUACAACACAGGCUUCAGCCAACCCAGUUCCAGUGGACUUUUACCCCAACCCCUGCUCCCCAUGGCUGGAAUGUCACAGCAACCUCAACAAGGAUACAACCCAUUCUUAUGAGAAAAGAAGGCAACUAAUUAUAGGACCAGAUUGUAUCUUGUCAUGGGCUUGUCAGUAGACAGUGGCCAAAUUGAUCAACGUAUACUUAUGCUGAUGUUUUUCACAUUUACAACAGAGAGGGAUUUUACAAGUUUUUAUUUGAUCGUUGAUCAAAGGAAUUUUAACGUGUUGUCAGACUCAAGAAUUUUGGUUAAAAACUGUGCGGAAUUUAUAUAACUUGUAUGUUUUUACUGAAAUCAUUAUUUCAUAGUGAAUAAGGAAAGAAAGAGGACAUUUUUCUAUAGAGAUAUAUACAUAUUUGUUCAUAGAAAAAAGAAAGAGAAUGAAAUUGUUCAAUUUUGUACUCUUCAUUAUAUUAACACAUCCCUGUCAUGUAAUCAUACAGUGUAUAUCCUAUCAUUGAGUAAGAAGUGGUGUAGGGCUUAAUCUUGAAAAGUCAUUGUUAAAAUACGAUCAAAAUUAAUAUUUCAAACAUUAAUUAGCAGAUCUGCUGGUGAUGUAAUGAUCAAUGAUGAUCAGUCGAAGGAAGAAUAUUAAUUGAAAAAAAGGAUUUUAUUUUCUUACUCUGUUUACUAUUAUUUUGAAAAUCGGUAAUUACUCAUGUGAUAAAGAAAUGUAUUUCAGGUAUGUGUCAUAAAUUUAUAUUUUUCAUUAUGACAUUUUCAGUGGGUAAAUUGAGAUAGUUUCAAUGCACAUUAACUCAGCAAUAUACACCCUUGUACUUCUAUCCUGGUCAAUCUAAUUAAUUAUCAUUGGAUAGUAUACACUACAUGUAUUUUGUCAUGAAUACUGGAUCCCCCAUUACAUAGAUGAUUAAGUAAAUAUGAUCAUUUUAUGUGUGUACACAUUCAUCUAUGUUGUUUUUCAUCUUUGUCUGUAUUUAUUUUUUAAAGAAAUUUAUUAUAAUUUUUUUUUUACUGGACAACAGAUGACAACCUCAUAAAGAUCUGAAUUGUUUGUGCUUUGGUGCCCCGACCUUUGCUCAGAGUAAAGAUAUCUAGUCUGAAGACUUACAAAACAGCAAUAUGGUAUAUACAAGUCAGACAUGAGACAAAUGAGAUGUAAGAGGAAGUGAUGUUUAGUUUUAAUUAAUGGGGCUUCAUUGCUGACUUACAUUGUUUUAAGUACAUGUAUUAGUAAAUUAAAGAUCUGUUCAUUUUA
Messenger RNA from Saccostrea echinata, 3076 nucleotides. Its product is annotated as epsin-2-like. Gene Ontology annotation, biological process: endocytosis. The transcript is spliced from 9 exons. Gene Ontology annotation, molecular function: clathrin binding; phospholipid binding. Gene Ontology annotation, cellular component: plasma membrane; clathrin vesicle coat; endosome. Bases 194 to 1915 code for a protein of 573 amino acids. The record is from RefSeq and is a predicted model, not a curated record. NCBI's taxonomy places the organism in Eukaryota, Metazoa, Mollusca, Bivalvia, Ostreida, Ostreidae.